Melopsittacus undulatus (budgerigar) is the source of this 1196-nucleotide messenger RNA. RefSeq lists its product as uncharacterized. NCBI's taxonomy places the organism in Eukaryota, Metazoa, Chordata, Aves, Psittaciformes, Psittaculidae. The transcript has 11 exons. Gene Ontology annotation, cellular component: cytoplasm. Bases 87 to 1196 code for a protein of 369 amino acids. The record is from RefSeq and is a predicted model, not a curated record.
UGAGGAGAGAAGAGCCAAGCAGCUUGUGCAGGAGCCCCUGCUGGGGCAGCUGGCGGUGACCAUCAGUGGUCAGAAAGACCCAGGCAAUGCCCAUGGAGGAAUCUCAGAGUGUCACCAUCGAUUACAUAAGUGUAGCUGCUGCUGCCUCUAGCAUCCAGUUGCAGGAUGAGGAAAAGGAGGCCCACGACUACAUCAUGGACUUUGUCAAAAGCACCAGAAGGGAUCAGGACUCAAAGAUGAAGUUUCUGGCCUCCAUCGACAUGCUCUGCAGAGCCUCAGUGCAAGGAAGGUACCAGAGCCCAACAUCCCAUGAGCUGCUGAGUAAACUGGAGGCACUAAUGCAAAACGAGACCUUCGACAGCAUGGACACCAUGAUGUGGCAGCAAGCCCUGCUUGCCAUCGCUGCACUGAGCAAAUACAGGGAAAGUGUGCUGUAUAACCACCUCUGCAAAUACAUAGGUGACACCUUCAGUUUUGUUGCAAGCGAGACGAUCAGCCAGUGUACUCCAUUCUACUACCAGAUCCUGAAAACCCUUGACAGUGUGCUGGAGGCGCUGAUACAUGGUGCUUCACAGAAAUCCUGCAUCUUCAUAACAGAGAAAAUACUGCAGGUUCUGCUGCCCAUCACGGCAUCUGAGGACGUGGCUAAGCGCCGAAAGGCUGUAGGGUGGAUUGUACGCCUCACCUACUUUUUAUCGUCCUCUUCAAUGCUGGAGCACUUCAAUGCAGAAUACGGCAUGCGGCGCUUCUCCAGAAACAAGCCUCUGGAUUUCCUAGGGCACGCAGUGGGGUACCUUGCCCUGUCCUGUGCUGAGGAGGACCAGGAGAUAGCUGCGGGGCUUUCCAGGCACUGUGUAACUUCAAGAGGUUCCUUCUGGUGCGACAGAGCUACUGUGGCGAAACGUGAGGAUACAGAGAUGCCUCUGGAGCGGGAAGUUGUUAACAGCUUGUGGCCUAUGGAGCUCAAUGAUGAAAUGGCGGAACCUGGGAACUUCUUACUCCCUUCCGAGAGGUACAACGUAGUCCUCACAGUUUUGAGCAACAUGACACAAGAAAGAGUCUCUAACACCCAGGUGAUUGCCAACACGCUGAAGACAGCCUUGAUGUGCUUGAAGCUGACCAAGGUGGAUGACUACAUGCAGAUCAUCUAUAGGCAGCUGAUGCUUGUUACCAGAAGGUCGCUGGGGACAUCCUGA